Messenger RNA from Rhopilema esculentum, 2838 nucleotides. NCBI's taxonomy places the organism in Eukaryota, Metazoa, Cnidaria, Scyphozoa, Rhizostomeae, Rhizostomatidae. The record is from RefSeq and is a predicted model, not a curated record.
AUUACACAAUAUUUCGAAUCAUUUGCAAAUAUUUAUUUAAGGCGAAAAUAGUAUUAUCAAUAGUGGAUUGAUUAUAAGUGAUACACAAAGGGUUCAACCUAGGCCAUUUCGAAACUAAUGUUUUAGGCCAAGAAGAAAAAGAUGAGAGAGGCAUGAAAAACAAAGAUUUCAAUGAAAAAAUGUGACCAUCCCAAGUGAAGAGAUAUUUUGAAAUAUGGAUAGAAAAGGCAAGCCCCCAAACUUACAACUUGGUGACAAAGUGAGUCAAAAAUUGGAUGUUAAACCAAAGCCUUUUAAACAAGGGAUUCAUUUUCGAAGGCAGAAGAAUAGAGAAUGGGAAGAUUUUAAAGAAUGGAAGGCAGUGUCACAUUCAGUAUCAAUAUUGUUUAAUGGGAAAAAGCUCAGCACACAUGAAUUCGAGAAGGUUUAUACAAUUGUGUCAAGUUGGGCAAAUGCAGAAAUGGAAAGUGGUGACCCAAUGUAUGAUCUCUAUCAAGAAUCUAUCUUGAAACGUGGCAUGAUUAUCCUUAGAGAAGACAUAAAAGAGAAGCAUGGCAAAACAUUGUUGAAUAAACUGGCUGAUGUAUGGGUUAGGUUUUAUGGUGGCCUUCUGCCAAUGUUGCAGAUUAUUUUCAAUAUGAUGACAACACGAGGCCUAAACAUUAGGCAGAUGACGUUGCAGAAUUUCAGAGAUGUUGUCUUGUUAAAGACAGAGGCUAAAGAAGCAAUAUUUGCAUAUCCAGGAGAUGUUCCCCCACCUGUUAAGCAAAUGCUGCUGGUUCUUAUGAGUGUGCAUGACAGCCCGCACCCAAGUGAAAACUACUUGAAACUGGAGCAAAUGGCGUCAAGAGUUAUAGUCCCAUUACUAGGAGCAAAGAUUCUCUAUCAAGGAGAAAAUGUGUUCGCCAAAGGGAGCCCGGACCCUCCAGACGGUCACCAGGGCAAGGCAACAAAGAACAGUAGCGGCGAAAGCCCGCACGGACCAUCAACAAGGAAGUUACACCGGCCAUUUAGCAUGGUUGAUCCGAGCCCGAGUGAAAAAGAUCCGGACUUUGAUGACCUGAUCCAGUUCCGGCAGCAACAGCGGCACAGGUAUAGUUACGGGGGAAGGCUAAGUGCAGUCGAGGAGGGGCAGCAGAGCUUGGCAUCAUCUUUUGGAAGCCUUAUUGAUGACUAGCUGGGUGUCUGCAACGCUCUAAAUCAUCUGAUAUUAGCAGAUCUAUCCAAGGUCGCGAUCGGUAUAAGGAAUUGACCCUUGCAGCUCGCGUUCUUUCAUUUCAGUACGUCAUCGUCAAAGCAUUUUUUAGGUUUUUGACUUUGAUUUCCUCAUAGCUCUUUGAAUUACUUUUAAGGGUUACCACAAAUGACAUACGCCACUGCGAACAGCUAGAAACCGUUCUUAUUUUCUCUUUGACCUGGACACUACCAAAACGACAUUUUGAAAAUAACCAGAAUUCCAAUUAAUGUUCUUCUAAGGGUUAAUUAAAAAGAUUUCACUAGUUUGGAUAAAGCUUAUUUUUGGCAACAAGUUAAACAUUUUUUCCACCAUAAGGUAAGCUUCCCCUCCCCUAAUGCGAGUCUCGUGCAAUUUAAGCACCCAGUUGCAACUGCUGAUUGGACAGAAAGCCCUUGAUGGCUUAGGCAACACUUCAGUAUUGGGUAAGACUGAGCAACAGUUGAUCGUCAAUCUGUGCUAUGUUAUAUUAAUAUAUGAAUGAGAGAGACAUCGUCGUUAAUUAUGAUGUAUAAAACAACUAUUUUAUAAUCCUUAUUGAGAUUACAUCCAACAAUACCUUAAAAUGUUCCUCUUGAAUUAUUUUAGAUUAAAAUGCCAUUUGUUAUACACACUUUUGAAAAAAAUUUAGUUACAAUAAAAAACAGUCAACUCUUUAAACUGAUUCACUAACCAACUCAUUUAAUAAUUAAGUUCUGAUGGAAGUGAGGACUAGACUUAGCCAUCUUAUAUCUAAAUUUGCGUUUCAAAACUAAUUUAUUAAUGAGGAACGAUAAUUAAUUAUAAAGAUUAACUGUAAUUAUGUUAUAGAGUCUUUUAUUUUUCAAGGAAACGACAGUUUUUGUAAUCAAAAUCACAAAAAUUGUUUUAAUUAACAUUCUGAAGCGGAGCAAAAGGCAAAGUCAACAGAUGGGUUGAAUGACUAUGUUGGCCUCUUGGGAAUCAGUUGUACACAUUUUUGUCCAAAUGUGGCAUUUUCAGAAAGAUUCUCGGCAUCUACUGCGACAAAUAUUAGACAAUUAUUUAAGAUCAUUUGCUGCAAUGAAAAACCGGAAACAAACACACACAGAUCUAUUGGCUUGUAGUAGCCUGUUUUGACUUGUAGUAGCCAGAUGCCGCGAUACCCUUUCGUCAGUUGCCGCGAUAGUCCUAAGUGCCCAGUUGCAUCCUCCAAUUUCUGACCCCUUUUUACGUCACUAGGUAUUCAACUGUAGCAUUCAUUAUUAAAAGGCAAGGCCGGUCGGUUCGGUACACCUCUACUACCUUUUUCUCGGGGUUGAUUUCACUUACAGUUUUCUAAUACCACUUUGCAGAAGCAUCUAAACCCUCUAACCGAGCAAGACCUCUGUUUUAUAGAAUACCCCUCGCCUUUGUCGGCUAUAAACAUAUAAAUAAAGUGUGUAAGAAGAACAUUAUAUUAUGAAAUGAGAGAUGCGUUUUAAUAUAUAAAUACAUAUAGUUGUAUGUGACAGAGUAACUGCAAUUUACUGUAGAAACGAAGAUGCAAAAUAGAUGGUUUUUUAUUUGUAUUAUGAAGCAAUGCUUUAUUGGUAAACCUGGAAACAGGAGUGAGCAAUCUGUGAGUUGUGUCAAAAUUGAUGAUA